Cylicocyclus nassatus is the source of this 1964-nucleotide messenger RNA. NCBI's taxonomy places the organism in Eukaryota, Metazoa, Nematoda, Chromadorea, Rhabditida, Strongylidae. The record is from the annotation of a GenBank genome assembly.
GCCCACCGAGCGAGCGAACACAGUCCGCACGACGCGCACGCCGACACUCCGACGACGACGACGGCGGCGGCGGGUGCCAUCGUCGACUUUUCUGAUUCUUCGGCCCCACCCCCGGUUCGGUUCGGCUCUUCACACUGCCUUGACACUGCCACUGCCACUGUGUCGCUUUCAUUCCCCUUAGGACCGACCUGCCUAACCCUCGAGUAACCCCCUACAAUGCUGCCUUUUGUUAUAUCUACCGUAACCGUACUGUACUCGCUAUGUGACCUGGUACAAACGAAGACUUUCUCCAACAACUCGCUGCUUUUGAUUCCGGGUAUGGAGUCGAUGGCAUCCGAUAAAUACCCCCACUACACGAUAAUCGAGUCGGUGAGCCGAACCACUCAAUGGCAUCAUCGACAUCGACGAGAAGUGAUCGCCGGGCCCAUCUAUGACUGGAACUCCUAUGAGAUCCCCUACCAAAUAUGGGGAGGAGACUACAACUUCCAAAGUCUCAUUCGACGAGGGAUACGGAUGUGGGAAGAGUCAACUUGCCUGCGUUUUCGAGAGAAUAUGGCGUCUCGUGACGCUAUCCGAUAUGUACUUGAGAAGGGCGACAGCUGUUUUACCGAAUACAUUGGCCGAAAUGGUGGACAUCAAGACAUUAUCAUCGGAAGUGAAUGUGCCGAAGAGUACGUGGUAGCUCACGAAACCGGUCAUGCUCUAGGCUUUUGGCAUACCCAUCAACGUCCCGACAGAGAUCGACACAUUUCGAUCAAUUGGAAGAACGUGAUGGAAGAAGCCACCGCUUCGUUUAUGCCAUUCCGAAGCAUGCUACAGGCUUUUGGAAUACGUCAGGUCUCAAACCGACGCGUACCUUAUGAUUACGGCUCACUCAUGCAUUACCAUGCUGUCGCCCACGCAAUCAAGGUAUCGGAUUUCACGAUAGUUCCCAAAGAGCUGAAGUAUGUCACAACCAUGGGCACGGAAAAGAUGGCAUUCUUGGAUGCAAAAGUGAUCAACGACAUAUAUUGCCCCAAUGCGUGCAUCGGAAGAUCAAACCUGAACUGUGUGGCUGGAGGCUAUCCGGAUCCAAACAACUGCGCUGUCUGUCGGUGUCCUGAAGGUCUUGGUGGCGUUGACUGUAGUCAGUUACAACCAAGUGCAUGUGGCGGUGAAAUACGCGCAACUGACCAAUGGCAAACAUUGAACAGCCCACCAGGAAAAGACGUUGUCUGUUAUUGGAGGAUAUCUGUUCCGGAUGGCUCACGGGUACGCUUCCGUCUUUCGGACGGUGAAUUUCCAUGUUCAUAUGGAUGCCAAUCUUAUGUAGAAAUUAAGCAUAAGCUCGAUAUUCGAUUGACUGGAUUCCGGAGUUGUUGUUAUCGCCCGAAGGAGGAUACGGUAUCGGAGAACAACCAGGUGUUCGUUAUCUACCAUCCAAACGGACGAACAGCUCGUUUUUCACUGCGCUACAAGCGACAAUAGGGGCAGCGGCACGGGUAGCUCGCUUCCACGAGCGCCAACGAACCUAGUCAGCGGCGGUGCCAGCGCCACUCCGCUGUUUUCUCGUUCCUUUUCUAUUCGCCACUUUUCCUUCUUCUUGCUCAGGGCUUCCGGUUCAAUCGCCGGUGACCAACUCCAUAACUUCGGCUAGAGGACCCUUCAAACACUAUUUUUUGUACAUUCUUUACAAAAACCCAGUGAUUGUGAGGUAGGGCUUCCCACAAAUGCGGAGAGCCUUCCCUAACCUUCCAUACUUUCCGCAACCCGUGCACAACCUCACCCCUACUAUUGAAAACCCGGUGAUCUGAGAUUAUGACCUCCACUUGCCCUUUUUUCCAUUUUGUUUCAAUUUCUGACGUUUGACGAAAUAGCUUUAAUUGUUUAGUCAUCUUUUCUUUCUAAUGAUUUGCCUAGGAGAAUUGAAUGGGUAAACACACCCGAACAGCCAGUUUUGUACAUAAUGCUGAUGUGUUCUAAAU